Molecule: messenger RNA, 1320 nt
Organism: Brassica oleracea var. oleracea
Lineage: Eukaryota; Viridiplantae; Streptophyta; Magnoliopsida; Brassicales; Brassicaceae
Exons: 3
Coding region: 1-1320 (439 amino acids)
Source: RefSeq, a predicted model, not a curated record
AUGGCGUCAAGCUCACUCAACAAGAACAAGGAGAAUGAUCGCUCCAAGAGUGUUAACAACAUAGACGAUCUCGCGGCAAAGGUUGAUCAGCUGUUAAAGGGCAAUCAGAGCCAAGUGUUCAUCAUGGAGAAAGCUGCUUCAGAGAACAAUUUUUCAGACGCCACACCUGAAGGGGACAUUACCGUGGAUGAUCAGAAAGAAGUGAGCUACGUCAAUGGACAAGGAUGGCAGUACAAGAACUACCACCCAAACCCCAACGUUUGGAACAAUCCCCACCUCUUUGCGUAUCCUAAGACGGACAAACCGGUUGACAACACGCAGAACAGUCAAGGACAGAACAGUGGCUAUCAGAAACCGUACCAAGGAAGAACAUAUGUCCUCAUCCAGGCGCAGCACAACUACCAGCCAUAUGCGCAGACAGCCGAGAGCGUCAAGAGACAGCAAGGUACUCUACCUGGAAAGACCGAUAAGAAUCCUAAGGAAUGCAGUGCCGUAGCACUAAGGAGUGGAAGAACACUACCAGAUGCAGUCCCUGAAAAGUUAUCAGCGGCGGAGAAGGGCAAGCAAAAGGAGGGUGAGCAACCACUAUCUCAAGCACCCCCUUUAUCUGACGAAGAACCGGAACAGUCUGCGGAGACUGAUCCAACCCAUGUCGCUACAAUUGUCGAGCUUGUUCCUCCGUGCGAAUACACCCCUAAGGUUCCAUACCCUAUUCCAGCAAAGACAUCUCGCAAGGAUCGGGGGGAGACAAAGUGUAAAAAGAUGCUAGAGGAUCUAACUAUCAAGUUACCUCUUAUGGAUGCGAUCCAGAUGAUACCUUCUAUGCGUAAGUUGAUGAAAGGUUUGAUCUCUGGCAAGAUCACUGGGGACGGUGAGAUAUUGUUGGUUUCAAAGGAGUGCAUUGCGGUACUUCAGAACAGGCCGAUUAAGAAAUUGGAUGAUCCAGGCAAGUUUGUUCUCUCGAUACAAAUUGGGAAAACAGUGUUCGCUUGUUCUCUAUGCGAUCUGGAUCCAGUGUCAACCUCAUGCCUUACUUCGUGGCAUAACGACUGGGAAGAUCUCCAUGUCCGAGUGGGCAACACCUUUGUUCCGACAGAUUUUGUGGUUCUGGAGGUUGAAGAAGAACCAAGAGAUCCACUCAUCUUGGGUCGUCCUUUUCUGUGCAUGGCUGGUGCGAUCAUUGAUGUUCGACAAGGAAAGAUUGAUCUUCACCUAGGAGACAUUGCGAUGAAGUUCGAGAUGAACAAGUUGCUGAAGAAACCGAUAAUGGACGCGCAGACCUACACAGUUGAGGAUGAAGAUCAGGCGGUAUUCCCUUAA